Molecule: messenger RNA, 3883 nt
Organism: Manis pentadactyla (Chinese pangolin)
Lineage: Eukaryota; Metazoa; Chordata; Mammalia; Pholidota; Manidae
Gene: FOLH1
Product: folate hydrolase 1
Exons: 19
Coding region: 131-2383 (750 amino acids)
Molecular function (GO): carboxypeptidase activity
Source: RefSeq, a predicted model, not a curated record
GGAGAGGGGCGGCGCCGGGAGGGGGUGAGGCGCGCGGGCCCCUGGAGCUGGCGUCUGCCCGCCGCGGCCGGGCGCUGGCGGCCCAGAGCGGAGGCGCAGGGCGCCCGGAGGCCUCGCGGGUCGCGCCGGCAUGUGGAACCCCCUUCACGACGGCCACUCGGCCCCGGCCGCGGGGCGCCGGCCGCGCUGGCUGUGCGUCGGGGCGCUGGCGCUGACCGUCGGCCUCUUCACCCUCGGCUUCCUCUUCGGGUGGUUUAUAAAAUCCUCCAAUGAAGCUAAUAUUGUUCCAGAGCAUAAUAUGAAGAAGGCAUUUUUGGAUGAAUUGAAAGCUGAGAACAUCAAGAAAUUCUUAUAUAAUUUUACCCGGAUACCACAUUUAGCAGGAACAGAACAAAACUUCCAACUUGCAAAGCAAGUUCAAUCCCAAUGGAAAGAAUUUGGCCUGGAUUCUGUUAAGUUAACUCCUUAUGAUGUCCUGUUGUCUUAUCCCAAUAAGACUCAUCCCAACUACAUCUCAAUAGUUGAUGAAGAUGGAAAUGAGAUUUUCAACACAUCACUAUUUGAACCACCUCCUCCAGGAUAUGAAAAUAUUUCAGAUGUUGUACCACCUUUUAGUGCCUUCUCUCCACAAGGAAUGCCAGAGGGCGAUCUAGUGUAUGUUAACUAUGCACGAACUGAAGACUUCUUUAAACUAGAGCGGGACAUGAAAAUCAAUUGCUCUGGGAAGAUUGUGAUUGCCAGAUAUGGGAAAAUUUUCAGAGGAAACAAGGUUAAAAAUGCUGAGCUGGCAGGGGCUAAAGGAGUCAUUCUGUACUCGGACCCUGCUGAUUACGUUGCUCCUGGGGUGGAGUCCUAUCCAGAUGGUUGGAAUCUUCCUGGAGGUGGUGUUCAGCGUGGGAAUAUCUUAAAUCUCAAUGGUGCAGGGGACCCUCUUACUCCUGGUUACCCUGCAAAUGAAUAUGCUUAUAGACGUGGAAUCACAGAGGCUGUUGGUCUUCCCAAUAUUCCUGUUCAUCCCAUUGGGUACUUUGAUGCACAGAAGCUCUUGGAAAAAAUGGGGGGGUCCGCACCACCAGACAGCAGCUGGAAAGGACAUCUCCAAGUGCCCUACAAUGUUGGACCUGGUUUUACUGGAAACUUUUCUACACAAAAAGUCAAGAUGCACAUCCAUUCCAACAAUAAAGUGACAAGAAUUUACAAUGUGAUCGGGACUCUCAGAGGAGCCGUAGAGCCAGACAGAUAUGUCAUUCUCGGAGGUCAUCGUGACUCAUGGGUGUUUGGUGGCAUUGACCCUCAGAGUGGAGCAGCUGUUGUUCAUGAAAUUGUGAGGAGUUUUGGAACACUGAAAAAAGAAGGGUGGAGGCCUAGAAGAACAAUCUUGUUUGCAAGCUGGGAUGCAGAAGAAUUUGGUCUCCUUGGUUCUACUGAGUGGGCAGAGGAGAAUUCCAGACUCCUUCAAGAGCGUGGUGUGGCCUAUAUUAAUGCUGACUCUUCUAUUGAAGGAAAUUACACUCUGAGAAUUGAUUGCACCCCACUGAUGUACCACUUGGUAUACAACCUAACAAAGGAGCUCCAAAGCCCUGAUGACGGCUUUGAAGGUAAGUCUCUGUACGAGAGCUGGAAUGCGAAAAGUCCUUCCCCCGAGAUCAGUGGCGUGCCCAGCAUUAGCAAGUUAGGAUCUGGUAACGAUUUUGAGGUGUUCUUCCAAAGACUUGGAAUUGCUUCAGGCAGAGCACGAUAUACUAAAAAUUGGGCAACAAGCAAAUUCAGCAGCUAUCCACUGUAUCACAGUGUCUACGAAACAUAUGAAUUGGUGGAGAAGUUUUAUGACCCAACAUUUAAGUAUCAACAUGCUGUGGCCCAGGUUCGAGGAGGGAUGGUAUUUGAACUAGCCAGUUCCAUCGUGCUCCCUUUUGACUGUGAAGAUUAUGCUGUAGCUUUAAGAAAGUAUGCUGACAAAAUCUACAAUAUUUCAAUGAAACAUCCACAAGAAAUGAAAACAUACAGUGUGUCAUUCGAUUCACUUUUUUCUGCAGUGAAGAAUUUUACAGAAAUUGCUUCUAAGUUCAGUGAGAGACUCCAAGACUUGGACAAAAACAACCCAAUACUAUUAAGAAUUAUGAAUGAUCAACUGAUGUUUCUGGAACGUGCAUUUAUUGAUCCUUUAGGAUUACCAGAGAGGCCUUUCUAUAGGCAUGUCAUCUACGCUCCAAGCAGCCACAACAAGUAUGCAGGGGAAUCAUUCCCAGGGAUCUACGAUGCUCUUUUCGAUAUUGAAAGCCAAGUGGAUCCUUCCAAAGCCUGGAGAGAAGUCAAGAGGCAGAUUUCUAUUGCAGCCUUCACAGUGCAGGCUGCAGCAGGGACUCUGAGAGAAGUAGCCUGAGAACAUAAUACAGAGAACCCAGACCAGUGUACACUGCAUGUCAUUCAGAACGAAUCAUCAUGGGUGUAUUGAUAAACUAAAAAAAUUAAGUUGUGUGUGUAUAUGGGUGUGUAUAUAUGUAUAUAUACACACCCAUAUACACACACACAUAGAGAGAGACAUAUAUAUCUUAGCAUUCUUUUUUCUUCUCCCUGUGGAUCAAAAAGGAAAGAUGGACCAUUUUUAUUUUAUAAAUAGAAUGUUAUUCUGAAGUUGAACUAAACAUUAAAAUCAAGAACAGUGUAAUAUUUUAAAACUCUGAAGUGGCUUUAUCAGAGAAUCAAGUCUAAAUCAGCACUUCCAAACCUAUUUCCAUGUAGAAAAUACCAGCAUGUUGCGUGACACAUGGGAACGGGCACGGAGCUGCUCCAAGCCAGAGGCCUUCGGCCCUGCCUGGCCACCUGAAGCUGAGAGCGUCACUAUGUCAGCAUUCGAAGUGGGCAACUCUGGUCUGUGACACUGCAGGUAAAGGUAAUCAUCCUCUACCACCAGGGAUAACAACUUUUUUAAAUUAGCAAAUAUUUUGUUUAUACUAGAAGGUUUAUAUAACACACAUUAUAUAAAUAUAUAAAUAUAUCUUAAUGUUAAUAGUUUUAUUUAAUAUUAAUAAUUCAAUAUUAAUAAUUAAUCUUCACCUCAGAGGAUGUGUGUAAGUUAGGAGAAAAGGAAAACCAAAAGAAUAAGGAUAAGGACAUAAAACCAAGCCUCAAAGAAGUCUCAUGUGAAUCGAUAAGACUUCCGCCGUGAAAUUUAGCAACAACCCUGAGAUAAAAAUAAACCUAUUGCUCAGGAGAAGCAAAAACAUAGAACAAUAUAAUGACAGGUUUAGAUGCAGAGUCAAGAGGAUUAUUGAACAAGAUUAAAUUAGGAGGCCAUGAGGAGCCGGUCACAGAAAAAAUUAAUCUCUCUAAUGUACUGAGCCAAAUUGAAAGGACCCUUCUACCAAGCAGACACUUCUCAGUAUGACCCAUUUCAUCAAAAAUGUUUUGACUUUCUUGUGUUUCAUUGUUACAGGAGGUUUAGACAAUGCUUCUGAGAAGUUCAUUAGCCCAUUACACACUUUAGACCUGUAAAUUCACUGGGCUCGGUAAUUUGUGGAUCUUUCUAAGUCACAACCAAUUUGUGCUUCAGAAUGCUGAUCUAAUGAUGCACAGCCUUUUUCUAUUUCAUACCUGUAACUCAGUCAUAGAUGGUUCUUCUGUUAAGCACUAAAUUUAUCUACAAAAUCAUUCAAAUUCUUUUUUGUGAAGUAUUUUUUAACUUUAAAAAGAUUACAAACUGAAAAAGCACUUCUUUAUAACAAAACAUACAUAAAAAGUGAUUAAAAACAGCUCUAAUCUGACAAUUCUCUGAGAUCUUUUUAAAUCUAUAUCAGAUACUAUUUAUUUUUAAUUGCCUUAUAAGAAAAAUAUUCUCCACUUAAAAAAAAAAAAGAUUCCUGAUCAGCAGAGAGGAUUCAGG